Messenger RNA from Medioppia subpectinata, 1884 nucleotides. NCBI's taxonomy places the organism in Eukaryota, Metazoa, Arthropoda, Arachnida, Sarcoptiformes, Oppiidae. The record is from the annotation of a GenBank genome assembly.
UCAACCGGUAGUGCCAACGAAACCAAUAAUGACACUAAAUAUAACAUUAUAGACAAUAGUGAAGACAUUGCUGUAAAUGCCACCAAAACCAUAGAAGAGCUAUACGAAGAACAACAGCAAAAAGUAGCAAAUAAUACGGAUGUCUUACAGACAACUAAUCUUACCAACAGAGAGGGCACGUAUGAUAAUCAACGAGUAGACACAUUGACCACAAUAAUCCCUGCGAUGCCCGGAAUACCCAUAUUUCGGUCGCCGCCCGAGUUUAAGAUCCACGACCCGGACGAGGGGCCACUCGAGCCAUACUUUCAUCCGGGAAAUACCACGGAUGAAAAUCACUGGUAUAUGCCGUCCACCGACACUCCCGGACAAAAGUAUGUGUACGUUAAACGACCAGAUUUUGAGGCCGAAAAGGGCUCUCUUGAGGAGACUUACAAACAUCUGUUGGUCGGCGCCAAUGAUGAUGACGGCGAAGACGUACCCCUUCCUCCAGAUUUUGAUGACACACAACAAAAUUAUACAAAUAAUGGAAACGACACCACUUAUGACACGUCUUCUAACGUUACCGAAGAUGUGCUCAAAGAUAUAACUACUGUUCGACCAAACAUUUUACCAAAGCCUCUCCCUUUGCCCGCACCCCCUAUAAUGCCACCUCUGCUCCCACGCCCUCAUCUAACCCAACCCCUGCCUUAUCAUAACUAUUAUAUGCCUCAAAAUGCUUAUUACAACCGAUAUUCUUAUGGGUAUUUGCCAUAUCGUGUCCCAUACUAUCAAUAUAUGCGGCGUUUUAAUCCACUUCAAUAUUACGGGCGAAACUACGGCUAUAAUGGCAAUCAAUGGCCACCGAUUGUGACAUUUCCCACAACUACCGAAACGAUCGCCACAACAGAUGUAUAUAAAAUGUUACCAAAGAGUUACGAAGAGUUUGGCGCAAAGAUAGCGCGGGUGACCGUCGAGGAAGACCAACAGUCGGACCCAUUGUCAGCCGCCGAUGAGGACACGUUGGAGGCAAUGGGGCCGUUAGAGUUGGGCACUACUACUGAACAAUCAGCUAAAGAGAUUCAAUUCAUUAUCAAUUCAAGACUUCAUCCCAAACCUAAUAAUAAAACUCGUGAUUCAGUAAACAGUAAACCCAUUGAUAAAGAGUCACAAAUUGGAUCAAAACAGAAAUUUAGGCCAAAUAUAAUGAACUCAUAUUUAAAGCCUAACACUCAAUACAAGACUAAUCAGUAUUUGCCACACAAUUAUGAUUUUAUGGAUGAAAACGAUGACCACAUUGUAUUGGCUGAAGACAGACAAUUCGCUCCGAAACCGAUGAAGAAGAGGAAGAAGAUAAGGAUUAGUUUGGCGAAUAAGAAGAUCCCACGGAUUCGUGAUAAUAGGCGCCGAAUAUACAUAAAGAGUUCAGGAAAAACCGGAGCAAAAGUUGGCGAUCGAAGACUAAUCCGUGGAAAACACUAUAAAAUAAGACGAAUAAUUCGUAAAAAAAUUAAUCAAACAAACCGUGCCUUAAGUCAUGGAUCCAUUGGACACGCGGUGACCAAAAUACCCACAAAACACAAUAAUAUCGAUUGGCGAUCAGAUGGUAAUAAGCCGGACAUCACCACAAAGAGACCAAAGUUUCUGUUUCGGGCAUCUAUUAAAGAUGAAUCGCUACGAGUGGACUCUCGGGGUGUGAAGUGGUGGUCACUGGAACAGCCAUCCUAUUGCUCUCAAGACAUUUAUGUGACCAAAGGCUGCGCGAAGACUGAGCCCAACAAACGCUGGUCUUAUAACCCGACGGACAAGAAGUGUUACGCCUAUGAAGACUAUUGCUAUGAUUUGAAACCAAAUUCAUUUAAAUCAUCGAAAGAUUGUUUCAGAAAGUGUUACAGAAUUGACAAAAUU